Molecule: messenger RNA, 1091 nt
Organism: Cutaneotrichosporon oleaginosum
Lineage: Eukaryota; Fungi; Basidiomycota; Tremellomycetes; Trichosporonales; Trichosporonaceae
Source: RefSeq, a predicted model, not a curated record
CUACUCUCCCUCCUCCCUCCCCCACUCAAAGGCCUCCCAACGCCAUCCACACCACCUCUCUCGCACCAUCGCCCAUCUCCCACAACCCCCCCUUCUCUCCUCUCCCCCUCCCCUUCCCCGCACCCCUUGCCACCCUGCCAGCUAGCCGACCGUUUGCCGCCGGCCCCCCGCAUCCACAUUCUUAAAGAACGAGGCGCCCAUCCACGCCCCAUUCUUCCUCUCAUCUCCUCAUCAUCCUACAACUCGUACUCUAUCCAACACCACCCACUCCUCGCAACCCACCAUGGCCGCGUCAAUGGAUGACCUAAUCUCGACGCUCAACGGCGGCAUGCACGUUGGUCAGCAGGCAGCCGACCUGAAGGAGCUUCACGCCGCACUCGCCCAGACUCUCCAGCAGCGCCCAGCACAGACCCACCGCCCCAUUCCGCCCACGACCAAGCUUGGCCCCCACAGCGACGGCCCAGUGCCGCCCCCGGCCCCAGUGUCGUCGUGGAACGACGCCGCUAGCCUCCAGCCCCAGCCCCAGCCGAUCCACCUCCUGAGCGGUAACAACUGGAACGGUGGCAUGGGCAACUCGCCACGCCAGGUCGCCCCCGUCUCGCAACAGACUCUCAAUCCAGUCACCUUCACCGGCAACCGCACCACGGGUUUCACUCCUCCCCCGCCCCCCGAGAAGCGGCCGCACCACGACGACGUCCUUCCCUCGAACGCGAGCCCGCUCGAGACGGCCGGCUUUUCGCAGGACGCUUUCCGCCCUCUGUGGGACAAGCAGCCCAAGUCGCCAUAUCAGGGCUUUGCGCGAUAACUGCGCCAUGGCAUGUACGAUCCAGCGUGUGCGUCGACGCCUGCGCCUGCGCCCGCUCCCCGUGCCCCCGCCCGCGCCCCACGCCACCACCACGGCCACGCUCCUCCUCUUUUCUCUCUUCUCUUUCCCCGACAGACACUGUCCGCUAUACACGACUGUACCUAGAGCCUGUACCACCAAUCGUCGAUCCUCGACGCGCAUCCCCACGCCGACCGUACCCUGAUUCUGUAUAAUCCUUCAUGUCAUACCGAAGACUGCUAGACGAUGCAAAUGUGUGGCGAGUCGG